AAAUGUCCUUAAGUACUGUAGCCAAUCAGAGCAGAGGUGCACAGGUUUAAAAGGCCUGUGAGAUCACUGAGCGCUCACCUCCUUCAUCCUUCAAGGGCUGUGUCCACUCUGCCCUCCUCCACCUGAGAGCCUUCCUGGGAAGAUGGCAGCAGUCCUGAUUCUCCUGACCUUUCUUCUGCCUCUUGGAUCUGGUGCAGAGGAGAUCAUCGGGGGCCAUGAGAUCAAGCCCCACUCCCACCCCUACAUGGCAUUUAUUGCAUCCGUCCACGAUAAUGAGAACAGGAGUCGCUGUGGAGGCUUCUUGGUAAAAGACAACUUCGUGCUGACAGCUGCUCACUGCAAGGGAAGCUCAAUGAAAGUCACUCUAGGAGCCCACAACAUCAAGAUCCAGGAGAAGACCCAGCAGAUCAUUGCUGUGGCUAAAGCCAUCCCACACCCAGCCUAUAAUCCUCAGGAUAGCUCCAAUGACAUCAUGCUCUUAAAGCUGGAGAGGAAGGCCAAGAUGACUAAAGCUGUGAGGCCUCUCAACUUA
Molecule: messenger RNA, 532 nt
Organism: Myodes glareolus (Bank vole)
Lineage: Eukaryota; Metazoa; Chordata; Mammalia; Rodentia; Cricetidae
Source: RefSeq, a predicted model, not a curated record